UCCUGUCUGCGGCCUCCUCUCCCCUCUUGCAGCCCCCUCCCCCUCUUGCAGCCCCCUCCCGUCUGCGGCCUCCUCUCCCUGCGGCCUCCUCUCCCAUCCCUCUCACCCCCCACACCCCACAGCAGGUUCUGUCUCUGCCCUGCCCGCUGAUCCCUCUGUGCAUUUUACCGGUUGUUCUGUGAAAGAGAGGCGUUAGACCUUACUCGCAGCGUACUUGGAGAAAAAAAGAAAGUGGUCCGUGAAAUGCUCAAAACCGUCUGGCACGACGGUUGUCUGUGAAUCGGCAAGCUCAGGGGGGUGCCCGCUGGUGACCUUCAUAGUCUGCUGGGUGCCUGUGGCGGGAGCUCGGGCUUGAACCCUGAGCUUUCAUAGAUGGAAUUUUAUAAACAAGUUUUGGUUUCCCUGCAGCCCUGACUUCCCAGAAAACAGCGGUGGAGCCCCACGUGAGUAAGGCCGACGUGGGAGGGUGUGAGGCUCCCACGCCUGGGAGCUUCAUUUAUCCAAGGGGAGCCGUGGGGGGAGGCUGGCCUCGGAACCCACCUUAGGAGCCCCCACUGCUUAGCAUUUACUCACAUCUUCCUUAACCUUUGCUCGGUGCCUGAGCUGGUGCUCCACCCACUCCCAGGUGGAUCCUGGGGAUGGAGCUCAGGCUGGUGGUAAGCGCCUGUACCCAAGCCCCUUCCAGCUUGCCGCAGCCCAGGAGCAGGAGAGAGUGCAGAGGGAUGCGCCUGGGUGGAUGCCUUCUGGGUAGAGGAGAUGCCUUCCUGGUGGAUGCCUUCCUUUCCCGCAGGCCGGUCCUCUGUGGCCCCAGCCGGUUGUCAGAUGAAUGUGUCCUGGGAUGAGCCUGGGCUUUUCCGGGCAUGUCCUCAGGGCUGGCCGCAGCAGCUGAGCUGGCCGCACCAGCCUUGGCUUCUCCUGGGUGGCAGUGCCGCCCGUCCCCCUGGAGUGUGUGAGGAGGUCCCCUGCCCCGGGUAACGUGUAAACAGUUGAGGGAAGGGCGCCUCCAAAACCCCAGGCCCGGGAGGGCCACUGUGCUGCGUGGCACAGGUGAAGUGCAGUGGCACCCGGGCCUCCCUCCCGGUCCAAGCUGUCCUUCUCCCCAGCCGGUGCUGUCAGCAGCGAGGCAGCGGUGUGGGGUCAGGUUAGAACUCAGCUGCAUUAAUCCCAACCCCGGGGCCCUGCACGUGGGCCCAGUCUUCCCUCGUGCUAGAGUCCUUCCUCCUAGUUGUGGGAAGACUGGCCAGGAUUACCUCUGCACGCGAGGAAACAUGUGUGCCUUCAGCACCGUUAUCACCGCAAGUUAUCAUCACUGUUACCAUCAUGUUUCCUUCUCACUUAAAACUGACAGAAGAUUGUGGAAAACAAAACAAAACGAAAAAAAAAAAACACAGGAAAAUCUCAAGGAAAUCUCACAGGUUGUGGUCGGGCACACUGCUGUCGUGUGCCCGCCGUCCUCCCACCCUGCCUGUCUGACUGGGGUCAGCCUGUGGCCACGGUCCACCAACAUCUCUUGCUGUUUCUGCCCUCCUAGGCUCCGAACUCCCGACAGGAAGGAUAACGGGGAGCUCGCCAUGGAGGCGGUGACAUUCAAGGACGUGGCCGUGGUCUUCACUAAGGAGGAGUUCAGGCUGCUGGACUCUGCCCAGAGGAAGCUGUACCAAGAUGUGAUGGUGGAGAAUUUUUGGAACCUGCUUUCAGUGGUGCAGGGAAUUGGAUCUGUGAGCCACUGUGUGGUGCUGAGAACUGCGCCUGAGCGAUCUGGAAGACGAACCACAGCGGUCCACAGCGGUCCACAGCGUGAAUCUAGCCCCACACAUAGUUGGGAGCUCGGUAGACUAUAUCCUGGUUCCUGUCAGCAUUUAAACCAGGAAACUUCAUUAAGAAUGAAAAGGAAUUAACAAUCAGAGUGAGAUAAGAGCUGUCCACGGAGGGCCGCCUGAAUCCCCUUCCUGCUGGCAGAUCUGGCAGUGGGUCACGGGCGACUUAAGCAGGCUCCCACUUCCGACUUGGAGACCCCAGAAUAAUUUCCUGACGGAGCCA
This is a messenger RNA of Meriones unguiculatus (Mongolian gerbil), 2040 nucleotides long. Its product is annotated as zinc finger protein 343-like. Gene Ontology annotation, biological process: regulation of DNA-templated transcription. Bases 1269 to 1898 code for a protein of 209 amino acids. The transcript has 6 exons. Lineage: Eukaryota; Metazoa; Chordata; Mammalia; Rodentia; Muridae. The record is from RefSeq and is a predicted model, not a curated record.